UGCACCUCCCAGCAUCCCUCCAAUGCCAGAAGACACCAAGAACCUCUACGACAGCAUCCUCCAGGAGUCGAAUCACUUGAGGCCCAACCCAGUGAUGAAACUAGAUGUCAAAUUCGAGGACGGCGGCGCAGAGCCCAUAGGAGGCCACAUGGAGUCUCUCGCCGAGGUGAUGAAAUACGAGUUCGACAAGGACGGUCCCUUCCAAGUCGAAGUAACCUGCACAUCCGUCGCAGCGGCCUACAGCGAAAAAGACCCCGCAGACAAAAACCACAUAAACAACUACGUCAUGCUCACGCACGACAUCGUCUUCGCCCCCAUCGCGCACACCACCAAACACUUUGGCGUCACCGAGUACCGCGUUCGAGUCAAACCCAUCACCAACAUCAACUCCCCGUCCGGUCGAAAAGCCUACUGGAUGAAGCACGAACCAGGCCAGACCGAGAAACUCAUCAACUUCUCCAAGACAGUCACACACGGCGUCAGCGUCAACAUUGGCUUCUUUGGCGAUGGAAACAUCGAGUUUUCCUCCAGUGUUAGCAAGACCAUCAGCAUGACCGAGCCCAGUGUGCGCUGCGAUGAUCACAGCUCGUCGGGGGAGAUUAACCAUUCCUUCCUGCUAACUGAAGCUGGGGCGCAGAAAGCGACGCACCAGUUCCAGCUCGUCCACCUCGCCUCGGUUCCAGACGAGGGCCUAGGUGAUAAGCGGGCCAAAGGUCAGGACGACGCCCAGAAGCUCGAGUUUGCCCUCGAGUUUGAGGUCAUCUCGAAGCUUGACUCGAUUCGCUACAAUUCUGUCAGCAAGAAACAUCCUGCGAGCAGUGUUCAGCCGCACCCGACCCAGAUCUUCCCUGUGUCAGCGCCCCCUCGCCCCAAGGCGGAAUGA
Molecule: messenger RNA, 883 nt
Organism: Coprinopsis cinerea okayama7#130
Lineage: Eukaryota; Fungi; Basidiomycota; Agaricomycetes; Agaricales; Psathyrellaceae
Exons: 4
Coding region: 23-883 (286 amino acids)
Source: RefSeq, a predicted model, not a curated record